AUGGAGGAAAUUUAUGUCAACAUUGAAAAAGUCAAACCUGUCAGCCCAAAACAUUCAACAAAUCACGCAGAUGGUAAUUCAGCUGCAGAGCUCUCUGAUGUCAAACACAACCUGACUGUGUUUCUCCAGACGAGCAACAACAUACUCUCCUCCGUGACUGAAGAGAGAGACCUGCUGAACAGCAAACUCACUAAAAUGACUGAAGAGUUGGAAGAACUUCAGCAUUUGUCUGAACAAAAUAAAGUGUGUCCUGCAAGUUGGAAAAUGUUCAGUGGUUCCUGUUACUUCCUCUCUCAAGAGAAACGUUACUGGGUUGAAGGCAGACAGGACUGUAAAAGCAAAGGAGCAGAUCUGGUGGUGAUAGACAGCUCUGAAGAACAGAUUUUUAUCUCUAACAUCACCAAAACAUACACGUGGAUCGGUUUGAAUGACAGAGAAGAGGAAGGAACCUGGAAAUGGGUUGAUGGGACUCCAUUGAUUCUGGAGUAAGUCUUCAUUUUGGUCCAAUGUUAAC
Molecule: messenger RNA, 514 nt
Organism: Mugil cephalus (flathead mullet)
Lineage: Eukaryota; Metazoa; Chordata; Actinopteri; Mugiliformes; Mugilidae
Product: CD209 antigen-like protein E
Exons: 4
Coding region: 1-489 (162 amino acids)
Source: RefSeq, a predicted model, not a curated record